Messenger RNA from Zingiber officinale, 1683 nucleotides. Its product is annotated as trafficking protein particle complex II-specific subunit 130 homolog. Gene Ontology annotation, biological process: early endosome to Golgi transport; intra-Golgi vesicle-mediated transport. Gene Ontology annotation, cellular component: TRAPPII protein complex. The record is from RefSeq and is a predicted model, not a curated record. The transcript has 10 exons. The coding region runs from base 128 to 1528 and encodes 466 amino acids. Lineage: Eukaryota; Viridiplantae; Streptophyta; Magnoliopsida; Zingiberales; Zingiberaceae.
GGGCAUAUAUAAGAUUAUCCGCCCAUUCUUUUAUAUUUGUGUUUCGCUGUCGCGGCUGCCGGCGAUCUCGCUGUUCCGACACCGAAGCCGGUGAAUGUGAGCCUGGUGACGGCCGCCGUCCGCCGCCAUGGCGAAUUACCUCGCCCAAUUCCAGGCCAUCAAGAACACCUCCGAUCGCCUCGUCGUGGCAGUUGAAGAUGUGAGUGACUUGUGGCCUAGUGUAAAAGAAGGUUUAGAAAAACGCUUGCCUUUGAAGAAGGCCAGUUUAAAUAACAAGACAAGGAAUCCUGUCUAUGUGGAGAAUCUUCAGGCUGAGUUCAUAUUAACCACUGAUUCAAGGUUGCGUAGCCGGUUUCCCCAAGAACAGUACCUCUUUUGGUUUCGAGAACCGUAUGCAACUAUCGUUCUAGUUAGCUGUGAGGACCUUGAUGAAUUCAAGACGAUCCUAAAGCCUAGGUUGAAGUUAAUUGUGCAAAAUGAGGAACGCGAAUGGUUUAUUGUCUUUGUAUCAAAAGCACACCCCAAUAAUGACCAAGCAACUAAAAAUGCAAAGAAGGUUUAUGCAAGACUGGAGGUUGAUUUUAACACCAGAAAAAGAGAAAGGUGCUGCAAAUUGGACUUAAAUGGAGUAGAUGCAAGCUUCUGGGAGGACUUUGAUUUCAAGAUAGUGGAAUCUAUCAGAAAUACAUUAGACAGACGUGCCCAGUUUUAUGAAGAGGAAAUAAGGAAAAUGAGUGAACAACGUCUAAUGCCAGUCUGGAACUUCUGUAAUUUCUUUAUUUUGAAGGAGAGCUUGGCUUUCAUGUUUGAGAUGGCACAUCUCCAUGAAGAUUCAUUACGUGAAUACGAUGAGCUUGAACUUUGCUAUAUAGAAACAGUUAGUACUCCUGGAAAACAAAGGGAUUUUGGAGGAUUGGAACAUGGUGAUGAUCAGGCUGCAUUAUUGAAGCCUGGAUUCAAACCUUUAUCUCAAAUUGUCCAGGAUGAUUCAUUCAGAGAAUUUGAGUUCAGACAAUAUUUAUUUGCACGCCAAGUGAAGCUACUAUUUAGAUUAGGUCGUCCAUUAGAGGUUGUGAUGAGGGGUUAUUCAUUCAUUAUCAGCUUCUCAAAGACACUGGCUUUGCAUGAAAACACCCUUCCUUUCUGUUUGCGUGAAGUGUGGGUGAUAAGUGCUUGCUUAGCUAUUAUCAGUUCGACUUCGUCAAUUUAUGAUGGACUUGCUGCACCUGAUAAUGAGAAGGAAUUUUAUCGUUUACAUGGAGACCUUUAUUCACUUUGUCGCAUUAAGUUCAUGAGACUUGCAUAUUUGAUCGGUUAUGGAGUUGAAAUAGAGAAAAGUCCUGUCAACAGUGCUUCGUUAAGCAUGUUGCCCUGGCCAAAGCCAUCUAUUUGGCCAGCUGUUCCAGAAGAUGCUUCCGCUAAAGUGCUUGCAAAGGAAAAGGCAUGUUUCUUUCUUUUUCUUGGUUACAUAUUAUUUCUAAAGGACUUGAAUGAAACUUAUAUUGAUUGUGAGUUAAAAAAAAGUUAAUUUCGACGUGGGUAUCUUCAGUGACUUUUUAUUUCUAGAAAUAGAAUUUUCACUACUCAUUUAAUUACAAUAACAACAACCAAGCAUUAUCCCACUAGGUGGGGUCGACUCACUACUCAUCUAAUUAAACAAUAAAAUUUAAUUUCAAUAUAUAA